CUUAAGUAAAGUUCCCUUCCCCUUUCUCUUUCGGCGAGCAGUGAGUUCGGAACGAGCGAUCGCCGAUGGCCCUCUCGGUGACGCGGCAACGGCGGGCGCACCUGGCGGAUCAAGGCGCCUCGUCAUCUUCUUCGCCGUCGGAUCGGUACUCGAAGGAGGAUAAGGGUGAGAAGAAGGAGAAAGGGGCGGGCGUUGGGUGGCUCCUGCCGGCGCUUGUCCUUGGCGUGUUCCGUUACGGGAGUGCAUCCUCCAACAUCAUCCAUGACUGCGACGAGGUCUUCAACUACUGGGAACCCCUCCAUUACCUCCUUUACAAAUCUGGAUUUCAGACAUGGGAGUACAGUUCUGAGUUUGCAUUGCGGUCAUAUCUAUACAUCUUUUUUCAUGCAUUGAUGGCUGGGCCUGCUUCGUUACUGUACAUUGACGAGAAGGUUAAAGUCUUUUACUCAGUAAGACUCUUUCUUGGUCUUAUCUCAACUAUCACCGAUACAUUUCUUGUGGUUGCUCUUUCGAGAAAAUAUGGAAAGAGGCUUGCAUGGUAUACACUUGCUAUGCUAUGCCUAACCAGUGGUUGUUUCUUUGCCAGUACAAGUUUUCUUCCAAGUAGCUUCUCCAUGUAUGCAGUUACUCUUUCAUCAGCACUUUUCGUUCUUCAGAAGCAUGCUGCAGCUGUUUCUAUUGCUGCUGCUGGAGUGAUCAUGGGCUGGCCAUUCUCCAUUAUAGUUUUUCUUCCAAUUACAUUAUUUUCUUUGACAAAAGGAAGAUUUAAAAGAGUAUUUUUAUCAGGGCUAUUAACCUCUGUGUUUGUUCUUGCUAUUUCAUUGUUUGUCGACUAUUACUGCUAUGGGAAAUGGACGUCCUCAGUAUUCAAUCUGCUGAAAUAUAAUGCUUUCGGAGGUGGUCAGAGUCACUUAUAUGGAACUGAAGGACUCUCGUUUUAUUUCAGGAAUGGAUUUAAUAACUUUAAUUUCUGUUUCAUCCUUGCAUUACUUUUUGUGGCAUUUGUCCCGAUUGCGAGGAAGAAAUAUGGCCUAGAACUGUUGGUUGUGGUCUCUCCAAUAUAUAUUUGGCUGGCUUUUAUGUCAUUGCAGGCUCACAAAGAAGAAAGAUUUCUCUAUCCGAUAUAUCCACUUAUCUGCAUUGCAGCAACAGCUGUAAUUGAUAGUUUCCCUGAUCUUUUCCGUGACAAGUAUGCAGUGGAAGAUUCAACUCUUGUUAUGAUUGCUAAGGGAGUAAGGCCAGUUUUUCUCGGCCUUAUAUUGUGUGCAUCCCAUAGCAGGACGUUCUCUAUACUUAACGGAUAUUCUGCGCCUUUGGAAAUAUAUAAACACUUGGACCAUCAUGAUGUCGUUGGAAAUGAGACAGUGCUUUGCGUCGGAAGCGAAUGGCAUCGUUAUCCUUCUUCAUUUUUCGUGCCUUCAUACAUUAAGGAAGUUCGAUGGAUAGACGAAGGAUUUAGGGGUCUUCUCCCAUUUCCUUUUAAUUCAAGUUUGGGAGGCAUGGCAGCUGCCCCUCCUUAUUUCAACGACAAGAACAAGGCUUCCAGCGACCAAUAUCUUAAAGACAUCGAACUCUGCACCUUCUUUGUGGAGCUAAGUUUGCAACGGCCAUAUCCCGCUCGAGGAAGUGACUUAUCGACAUGGGAGACGCUUGCAGCCAUACCUUACCUGGAUAGAGAGUUGUCGCCCGCUAUGUUUCGGUCAUUCUUCAUCCCCUACAAAUGGACACACGAGAACACUUUCGGACUGUACAAGUUGCUAAAGAAAAUACCCAAGAGCACCGGAGGGCAUACUUAGGUAGACAGGUAUCGUAUGUUUUGUAUCAUCGCGAACACACUGCAUUGUUUUUCUUCGUGAUCGGACAGCGAAAGCAUUCUCGCCCUCGAGUUCUUACGGACUGCUGCUCCAUCAUUCUACAUUUAGGCAAAAGCAAAUUUUGUAGUUAAAACUUGUUUGGUCCUAAUAUCAGUUUGGAUGCUUUGAUGGUUUAUGCAAGCCAACUUUCGAAUCCCUAA
Zingiber officinale is the source of this 2014-nucleotide messenger RNA. RefSeq names its product dol-P-Man:Man(6)GlcNAc(2)-PP-Dol alpha-1,2-mannosyltransferase-like. Gene Ontology annotation, molecular function: alpha-1,2-mannosyltransferase activity. Lineage: Eukaryota; Viridiplantae; Streptophyta; Magnoliopsida; Zingiberales; Zingiberaceae. Gene Ontology annotation, biological process: protein N-linked glycosylation. Gene Ontology annotation, cellular component: endoplasmic reticulum membrane. The transcript is spliced from 10 exons. The record is from RefSeq and is a predicted model, not a curated record. The coding region runs from base 66 to 1796 and encodes 576 amino acids.